Molecule: messenger RNA, 1122 nt
Organism: Aureococcus anophagefferens
Lineage: Eukaryota; Pelagophyceae; Pelagomonadales; Pelagomonadaceae
Exons: 1
Coding region: 1-1122 (373 amino acids)
Cellular component (GO): mitochondrion
Molecular function (GO): flavin adenine dinucleotide binding; acyl-CoA dehydrogenase activity
Source: RefSeq, a predicted model, not a curated record
AUGUUCAAGGAGGCGGUAGCGGGCUUCGCGGCGUCGGAGAUCGCGCCGCUGGUCAAGGCCAUGGACGCGAAGAGCGAGCUCGACGCGGGCCUCCUGGCGAAGCUCUUCGAGAACGGCUUCAUGGGCGUCGAGGUCGAGGAGCGCUUCGGCGGCUCCGGCGCGUCGUUCACGGCCAUGUGCUGCGUCAUCGAGGAGCUCGCAAAGGUCGACCCCGCCGUGUCGACGUGCGUCGACGUCCACUCGACGGUCGUCAACAACACGCUCAACUUCUGGGGCGGCGAGGACCUCAAGGCCCGCUACCUGCCGCGGCUCGCGAGCGAGAUCGUCGGGUCCUUCUGCCUCAGCGAGCCCGGCUCCGGCUCCGACGCGUUCGCGCUCGCGACGAGGGCGGAGCGCAAGGCCGACGGGUCCUGGGUCCUGAACGGCGAGAAGGCCUGGAUCACGAACGCGGAGCACGCCGGCGUCUUCCUCGUCUUCGCGAACGCGGACCCGUCCCUGGGCUACAAGGGCAUCACGUGCUUCGCCGUCGACGGCGGCGCGCCGGGCCUGACCGUGGGGCGCAAGGAGGACAAGCUGGGCAUCCGCGCGUCGUCGACGUGCCCCGUCGUCCUCGAGGACGUCGUCGUCGGCCCCGAGGCCGUGCUCGGCGACGUCGGCGCGGGCUACAAGUACGCGAUCGGCAUCCUCAACGAGGGCCGCAUCGGCAUCGGCGCGCAGAUGGUGGGCCUGGCCCAGGGCUGCUUCGACGCGACGAUGCCCUACCUCUUCGAGCGGUCCCAGUUCGGGUCCGCCGUGGGCGACUUCCAGGGCAUGCAGAUGCAGUACGCGGAGGUCGCGACAGAGAUCGCGGCGGCGCGGCUCCUCGUCUACAACGCCGCGCGGAAGAAGGAGCAGGGCCUGCCCUUCAUCGCCGACGCGGCCAUGGCCAAGCUCAAGGCGUCGCGCGUCGCCGAGCUCAGCGCGUCCAAGUGCAUCGAGUGGAUGGGCGGCGUCGGCUUCAUGAAGGACUACCCCGCGGAGAAGUUCUUCCGCGACUGCAAGGUCGGCCAGAUCUACGAGGGCACGUCCAACAUCCAGCUCCUCACCAUCGCCAAGGACAUCAAGGCCCAGUACGGCAAGUAA